Molecule: messenger RNA, 3653 nt
Organism: Hydractinia symbiolongicarpus
Lineage: Eukaryota; Metazoa; Cnidaria; Hydrozoa; Anthoathecata; Hydractiniidae
Exons: 3
Coding region: 405-2924 (839 amino acids)
Molecular function (GO): GTP binding
Source: RefSeq, a predicted model, not a curated record
AACAACGUAAGGUCUGAAUAGGGUUAAGAUGCAAGUAAACCAUCCAGGUGGAGCGCUGUAGUACAUGUAUUCUGUAUGUCGUAAAUCCAAUGAAGCUAUAGCUAGCAUUUAGGAUGUUUCAUCAAAACGUGACAAUAUCUUUAUUUCAACAUGUAGGAACACAAAAAUAGGCUGGCAAUGACCUUGGUGGGUGGGGAAAAAAUAAAAAAAUUAAACAAACAGAGAAAAUGUGAAAAGAUCAUAGGUCCGGUUGUGAGGCAGAAAUAGUAGCCGGGAGAAUUGACGGUUGAAUUCCCGUUGAUUUUAUGUUUAAACGGACUUAGAGUCAGCGUAUUGAAUAAAUAACUUUUGAAACGAGUGAAAAAAAUUCCUGUGUUUUAUUUUAGAAUUGUAAUCUCCGUACAAUGGUGGAGCUCAAGCCUAUAGAACUUGGGAAAGAGGAAGAUGAUCAAAUCAAUGAAUCAACUGCUAAAACAUGUACCAACGGUUUAUUAAUGGCCACUGGUGUGGUUGUGAUAGGCAUCGUCAAUUAUUUAACAAAAAUCUCCCUGCCGUGUUUGUCAACAGACGCUCUAGCCUUGCUUGCAGUAGUUUGUGGGCUACUAGGAUUAUUGUAUCAAGGCAUGACAAUUCAUAUGCAAAACAAAAUAAAAAUGUUAGAAAAACAGCAAAAAGAAAGAGAACGAAGUAUGAAGGAAAAGCAAAGGCAAGAAGAAGAGCAAAAAGAAGAAGAAAGAAACUUAAAAGAAAAACAGAGGCUACAGGAAGAGGAAGACGCUACAAUGAGACGAAAAGAGAAACUUAAAAACGACCUAAAAAUUUGUUUUGAGGAUGUUCGCGAUGCUAUGUUGGUAUGUAGUACAAAUACUGAGAAGGAGCAAUCGAAUGUUAAUUAUUAUCUAGACGUUGACGAAAUGCGUUUGAAGCUAGAAGCAAUCAAACAAGAUAUAAAUGACGCAUUAUCCCAAUUUAGCACUUUACACAGCGAAAAAAGAACAGUUAUAUCAGAAUCUUCUGAUGUUCUUGAACAGAUGAAUGUAAUUACCAGCUUCAAUAAAGAGGCUGAAGCAAUGAAAGAGGAGCUGAAACUAUAUCAGAAAAGAUUGGAAGAGGUAAAAACAGUUUAUGGCGCAACAUCAUAUGGUCGACUUGCAAGAAAAGUGAAAUCUAAAUCAGUUCUCAUUAAAGAAGAAAACAGUCUUAAAUUGUAUAAAUUACCAGUAAAAUUGAUCGACUCGGAUCCAACGAACAAGCUCAGACUCUACGAGUUAGGUCGGGUAAAUCCAUUGAAAUCAAACAAAUAUAUAAUGAUGGCAGGAAUGACAGGUGCUGGAAAAAGUUUGCUAAUUAACAACAUAAUUAAUUACGUGUAUGGCGUGACAUACAGAGAUAAAUUUCGCUUUCAGUUGAUUGUUGACGAAGAAGAGAUAAAAGAACGUGGGCCAAAUGCUUCAAGGAGCAAAGCAGAAAGCAUGACUAGUUGGGUUAGCAGUUUUGUCCUGCAUCAUGAUGAAGGAUUUCGAAUUAAUCAUAGCUUGACGAUCAUUGACACACCUGGUUUCGGUGACACACGUGGCAUAAAAUACGAUGAAAUGAUAAUUGACCAAAUACGUAUGUUUUUUGAUAGUGAAAAUGUAUGUCCAGUAAAAGAACUUUCUUGUAUUGGACUUGUGAUACAAGCAAGUCAAGCAAGAAUAACGGAAGAGCAAAAAUACAUUUUUGAUCAAGUUUUAAACAUCUUUGGCAAAGAUAUGACAGACAAUAUAUUUUUGUUGUUUACAUUUGCCGACGCUCAAGCACCUCCUGCUUUGGAAGUUGUAAAGAAUAACAAAAUUCCAUUUAAUGAAGAUGCUACUUUCAAGUUUAAUAAUUCAGCAUUGUAUGCUCCGAAUAAUGAUGUGGCUAGCGAUCACUCUUGGGUAUUUGGUUACGAUAGUUUGGAAAGGUUUUUCGAUUAUUUGAGUCAGAUCGUUUCGACAAGUUUGGAUCUGACAAAAGAAGUGCUCAGUAAAAGAGAUGGUUUAAAAUCUUUAUUGGAAGGCCUACAAAGGGAAAUUGACAGAGGGAUGGACAUGCUUCAGUGCAUUGAAAAUAUGAUUAACGACAUCCUUGCACUCAAAGGCACCAUGAGAGCAAACAAGGAUUAUAAAAUCAAGUCAAAGAGGUAUCCCCAAACAACGAAAGUUAUUAAUCACAAUAUAACAAAUUGUAAGGCCUGUAUGUUUACCUGCCAUGAUCCAUGCAACAUUCCUGGAGAUGACAAAAAAAGUUGUGCAUCUAUGAAAGGCGGACAGUGUGUUGCUUGUCCUGGAAAAUGUCCUUGGGAUAGUCACUCAAACGGUGAUAGAAUUUAUGUUUAUGAUGAGAUCGAAGUUGAAGAUACAGUUGAAGAUAUGAUGGAUAGAUAUCAAAUUGCGAUGAAUGACAAAAAUGGUAAAAAGAAGCUCUUAUUAAGCAUGCUAGAUGAAUACCGUGUAUAUAGAGAAAGAGUUUUUAACGACAUUCGCGCAGCUUCUGAUGCUGCUAAAUCCUUAGAAGAAAUAGCACUUCGUCAAAGUUUUCUAACAAAUGUGACAUAUAUUGAAAGGUUAAUCAAAUCCGAAGAAGCCAGCAGUCGACCCAACAAGAAAGUACGUCUUGAGCAGUUGCAUUACUUUAUAAAAAUAGCUGUAACUCUACAGCAGGCACGUACAGAUCCAAACAGUCUCACUUCGAGGGUUAGCGGCUACGAAGACACCAUUUUGGGGGCGAUCGAUAACAUCAAAGAUGAAAUAGAGGACGGUCAUUCCUACUUUCCAUCCAAUUACGCUUCAGCCACUAAAAGUGAUUUUAGUAGAAAACGAAAAGUGAACAAAAAACCAGUACCAGAAAGUAAAGGAGGAUUAUUCGGAUUUAUCAGAAGCGCAGUAACAAAUAACUAUUGAGACCUUUUUGAGCCAUUUACGAGAGGGGAAAAGGGGGGUCUAAACCACCGCCCUCCCUUCCGCCUUCAUCCAGAUUUUUUUUUAGUAACGAAGAAACCAAUGAGGCGUAUCGGUCCGAACAUAUAAAAUAUAUGUCUGCAAUUGAUUCUUAUGUAAGGUGAUACGAUUUGUGCUUUCAUCCUAUCUUAUAUUUUAUUGUUCUUACUCACAGUUUUUUCCUCACGCGUCCAAAAUCAGUGAUAUUGAAAUAUAGUAAAAUUAAUGACUUUAUCAACCUCUUUUUGUCUAAUUGUAUUUGUUUCCUCAAACGUUUCUGCAUAAAAUUUUUUUGGUAAGAAAUUUCUGGCGAUAAAAAAAGUUAAUUUUGCUGGAACUAAUUUUUGGUGAUGAUCAAAAAAUAUAUAACACUUAAAGAAGCUACAAAACGGCCUGGUGAUUUUUGACUUUAGGGACUUACACGAAAGUCACGCCGAUGGUUGUGAGUAACAGAUUUAAGCAAAUUGUAACAUUUUUUACGAAAUAUUACUUAUUAUGUACCGUAUUACACGCUAUCGAAUAAUCUGAAAUAUUACCUAUUACAUAUCUGUAGAAACAACCUCUUUCCCGGCGCCUUUUGUUUAUUUUUUUAUCGAAACGGCGAGACAACUGGCGUUGGGAACGAGGUUGCUCUUAAUGAAAUUCACAAAGCAGAAGAUAUGUCAUUGUAGUGUAACAGCCCUGAAUUUUUUG